Molecule: messenger RNA, 1748 nt
Organism: Danaus plexippus (monarch butterfly)
Lineage: Eukaryota; Metazoa; Arthropoda; Insecta; Lepidoptera; Nymphalidae
Exons: 3
Coding region: 59-829 (256 amino acids)
Source: RefSeq, a predicted model, not a curated record
GUCACUUUGUACUGCGCGCUUUACCACAUAUCAUUGUAAUGUUGCCAGCGAAGUCAAGAUGGCGUCACUAGUGCUUUUAUUUCUUUUAUUUAAAUUGGUGUCCGGAAAUGAAAGCUAUGGAAGCAAUGGAAUCUUACACCAUCUGAAUAAUGGCAUAAAAUUUGCAAAAGACUUUUUAGGAUCAGAGUCGAUAGCUAUGAAAGUUGCCGACUUUGUGGUUCGUGCCUUUCAAACCGAAAAACCAACAUUAAACAAGAGACGACCAAAUCAGGGAACUUUCGAGAGCAAUGAAGAUGAUUCAUAUGAAAAGCAAUCUUUUUACAACGUAGAUGAAGCUAAAUCUCCAACUUCACCUUUAAAACACAUCGUCAAACUUCUAGGUCUUCAGCCGAAUCAAAUAACUGCAGUGGCUGUCAAUGCUCUUAUAUUUGUAGCACAAAUGAUCACAACUUUUCUCGCUGGUCCUAAACACUCAAACAAGCCCCAACGAUCUGACGAUCUCACCUCUUGGAUAUUAAACAAAAACUCAAGAAAGCUGCAAGAAAUUAUCGCCACCGCUAAGAAUGAUUCACUGCCGGACCUCAUUGAAGAUCUCAUCGAGGAACAAGGAAACGACGAAGAAACUAGUUGCAUUCGUCUGUUGGUUUGCAAAAUAACUCCGUUCGUGAGCAAAAUGCAGGAAGCGGUGUUUGAUAGAGACAUUGUUAGAAGUAAUGAACAAUCACGUGGGGCUUCCAUAAUGUACCAACAUUUGCCGUCUUCCGAAGAAAUUAAUUCCAGAGGAAAAAUAUGCGAAAAGAAGCACAAAGAUUGCAGAUUAUACGACUAAUGUGUCAUUUUAAUUUGAACUUACAUAUACCUUUCUGAUUUAAAUCAUAACCAUAUAGGGACUUCGUAUUUUUAUAUUCAUAUAUAUAUAUAUAUUUUUAAUUGUUACGAAUUAUAAUCAAUAUCCGCCAUUAUGUAACGUUAUACGGCAAUAAAAUUAACAAAAUAUGGGAACGGAACUGGACAUUGCGUAAUGAAGAGAUCAAUGAACUGUCUGUGUAAUAAAUUAAAUAUUUAUUUUCUUUAUUAAAUCCUUAUGUAACAGUCUGAUUCGUGAGACAGCGCGGCGUAGUAACUGACUUUGGGACCAGUUAUUGAAAUAUUGAAAGUCACACAACUACUUGCGGGACCUUACAGUUAAUAAAUGAUAGAUAUUUUAUCUUAUAUAAUACAGUACCAUAUCCAGAAUUAUAAUACGUAAAUAUUCCAUGGAGAAUUACCUCUUAUAGAAAAAAAUGUGAUUAUCAAUAACAAUGUCCUUGCAUUUCUAUAAUGCUACCUUUUUUUACGGAUACAAUUUUAGUUUUAUAUAAUACAGAUAAACAACUAUUAACUGAUAUUGACACAUAACAUCAAUAAAUUGAGAUUUUUAUUAUUUAAUUAUAAAGAGAAAACGUUUAAAUUAUACAAAUUUUACAAAUAAUAAAUAUGUUUUUCAUAAACAAAAAAAUUCCUUAUUCAAAAAUUUUUAAUUAUCUCAUAGUAGCUAUAUAUUUAACAAAUGCUACUAUUAUCAUGAAAACUAACUUAUAUAUUUUUUAAAGAAACUUCAUAGUGAUAAGCCCAUAAUAAUGAAAUCAACAAGCAAUACAUGUACACACAUAAGUAAAGUUAAUACGUACGUACAUUCGCCACCAGAAUAAAAACACUACAAUUGAAAAAAAAACAAAAAGAACGAAUAAGGAAUUUUGUAUUAACAA